Messenger RNA from Girardinichthys multiradiatus, 6983 nucleotides. Its product is annotated as trichohyalin-like. Bases 160 to 6345 code for a protein of 2061 amino acids. Gene Ontology annotation, cellular component: nucleus. NCBI's taxonomy places the organism in Eukaryota, Metazoa, Chordata, Actinopteri, Cyprinodontiformes, Goodeidae. The transcript has 12 exons. Gene Ontology annotation, biological process: regulation of transcription by RNA polymerase II. The record is from RefSeq and is a predicted model, not a curated record. Gene Ontology annotation, molecular function: double-stranded DNA binding; transcription coregulator activity.
GGAAAAACGUCGACGAUGUCGUCACAUGAGUGAAUGGGCCAAUAUGGCGCCGAGACCCAGAAUGUCGACUUAACAGGAGUUUGUUUUUAAUUUACCAUUCAUUCAGGAGGAUCCUAUUUUAGUUUAAGUUGUCUUUAAGUCACGCUGUGGAGCUGCAGGAUGUCCGGGAAAAUCAGCGAUCAGUUCAAGCCUGGCGAUCUGGUGUUCGCCAAGAUGAAAGGCUUUCCUCACUGGCCUGCCAGGGUUUGUAAAUCAGAGCACGGGUACAGGAAGCGAGUUCCAGUCUACUUUUUCGGGACCCAUCAGAUAGGCUCCGUCACACCAGAGAACGUCGUUCCGUACGUCGGCAACAAGCUGAAGUAUGGCAGUGGUGUGCGCAUCAAAGGCUUUGCUCAGGGCAUGUGGGAGAUCCAGAACACACCCAGGAUCGGCAGUAAACUCAAAGUUCCAGCAAAGACCUGCAGUAAAACAACAUUAGCUAAACCAGCUUCAUCUCUUACACUCUCCAAAUCACCUUCUACAUCUUCUAAACAACCUCCUGAUAACAAACCUAAAGGUGCCUCUGCUCCCACUAAGUCUGAGCGUGACACUAAACCAGCUACAAGCAAAAGCACCCUGGGUGGAGUUUCUGGAGAGAAAGAUGUUUUGCAGAGAGCUACAAGAACGUCAUCUAGAUCAACACCAGAUAACACAACCCAGUCAAAACAAGAUCUUGUAGAGCGGGCUGCACCUUCAAGAACUUCAUCUCGAUUGGUUCUGGAUAAAAACACUGACUCCAAACAGGAUAUACAAACUCCGAAGUCUUCCCCAGCCACAAGAACAUUGUCAAAAUUAGCUCCAGAUAAAACAACAGAAUCUAAACAAGACGCUGCAGAGCAUGCUGCAACUACAAGAACCUCAUCUAGAUUGGUUCCAGAGAAAAACACUGACUCCAAAUCGGAUAAAGAAACUCCAGAGCCUUCCCCAGCAACAAGAACAUCGUCAAGGUUGGCUCUAGAUAAAUCGACGGAAUCUAAACAAGACGCUGCAGAGCAUGCUGCAACUACAAAAACCUCAUCUAGAUUGGUUCCAGAGAAAAACACUGACUCCAAAUCGGAUAAAGAAACUCCAGAGCCUUCCCCAGCAACAAGAACAUCGUCAAGAUUGGCUCCAGAUAAAACGACAGAAACUAAACAAGACUCAGAGCGGGCUGCACCUUCAAGAACCUCAUCUAGAUUGGUUCCAGAGAAAAACACUGAAUCCAAACAGGAUAAAGAAACUCCAGAGCCUUCCCCAUCAACAAGAACAUUGUCAAGAUUGGGUCUAGAGAAAAUGACAGAAUCUAAACAAGACGCAGAGCGGGUUGCACCUUCAAGAACCUCAUCUAGAUUGGUUCCAGCUCAAUCCUUACUUUCCAAACAAGAUGAAGAUGCUGCAGUGCCUGCCCCAGCUACAAGAACAUCAUCUAGAUCAGCUCCAGAUAAAACUGAAUCUAAACAAGACCCUGAAGACCGGGCUGUACCUUCAAGAACCUCUAGAUUGGUUCCAGAUAAAAAAACAGACUCCAAACAGGAUAAAGAAACUCCAGAUUCCGCACCAGCUGUUCGAGGGUUGUCCAGGUUAGAUCCAGAUAAAAGCAUCAACUCCAGACACUUUAAAGAAUCCGCAGAGUGUGGUGUAGCAAGAAUACAGUUGUCCAGAUUAGCUCCAGAUAAAACAAUAGAAUUCAAAUAUGGUAAAGAUAGAACAGAGCAGGUUGCAGCUACAAGAAUGUUGUCUAGAUUAGCUCCAGAUAAAAGCCUAGAAUCCAGCCAGGCUCAAGAAACAGCAGACCAGUCCGCUGCUACAAGAACCUCAUCCAGAUUAACUCCAGAUAAAUCAGCAGAUCCAAAGCAUGAUAAGGAAACAGGAGAGCUUGCUGCUGCUACAAGAAGCAGAAGGUCAGCGAGCGGUGGUCCGUUUGCAGAAAGUUCAACUGAAAAGGAAACUCCAGCACAGAUCCAAAGAGAGGUAAGAUCAAGAAGGGCUUCCACAGCUGAGUCUGCUUCUGGUGGAAAACCUGCCGCAGGAGCAGCUGCGAGUGAACCUCCAGCUAAGAAUAAAACAACGAGCAGCAGUGAUCAAGAAGCUGCAGCAUCUUCGACAGCUUCCAUCUCUGCAGACACAGAGGGAUUUGCUGCUGGAAGUCGAGUUUCCACCCGGAGCAGAGGGACGGAUAUAAAGCUCAGUGAUGUUCCCGAUGUGGCAACGUCCGGAAAGAGGAGGAAAGAUGUGGAAAAAGAAGAGAUCCAAGAGGUCAAAAGGAAGAAAGAGGAGGAAGAGAAGAAGGAGGAGGCAGGGGAAUGUCUGUGUAGCAGCGAAGGGAAGAAAGACCCAACACGUGAGAGUAGAGGUUCAAAAAGAAAGAAGGAGAAAACUGAGGAAAGAAGAGAGGGAAUCAAGACGAGCAGAACUGAGAAGGAAGAGACAACUGGGAAGGAAACAGGGGGAAGACAAACCAGGAAACCUGAAAGAGAGGAGGAGAAACAAGAGGAAAAAAGCAAGGAAGUAAAGACCAGGAGAUCUGAGAGAGAGGAGACAUCAGACGAGGAAACAAAGGGAAGAAAGACAAGGAGAGGCGAGACAGAGGAGGAGAAACAUGACAACAAAAGAGAAGGAAUGAAGAUCAGGAGAUCAGAGAGAGACAAUGAGGCAUCAGAGAAAGAAUCAGAGAAAAUAAAGAUGAGGAGAGGUCACAGAGUUGAGGAAAAAACUGAGGGAAUAAAUCAGAGGAAGACUGCAGAGGAAGAAACCAUAACAUCUGGGAAAAUGAAGGAGACCACCAAGGAUGGAGCAAAAACAAAGGAAACUGAGAAAGAGCUGGAGAAACAUGAAGAAAAAAGAGAAGGAAUGAAGACCAGGAGAACUGGGAAAGAAACACCUGAGGAGGAAACUGAGAGGUCAAAGAGAGGAGAGAAAGAUGAGGUGAAAACUGGGAAAGUAAAAACCAGAAAAGUUGAAAAUGAGGAGGAGAAACCUGAACUAAUGAAGACAAGGAGAACUGAGAAAGAGGAGACACCUGAGAAAGAAUCAAAAACAAGGAAAGACGGGGAGAAACAUCAAGAAAAACCAGAAGCCAUGAAGGCCAAGAGAAACGUGGAGGAAAUGGAGGUAACAAUGACCAGGAGAAGCAAGAAAGAUGAGGAGAAAACUGAGAAAAACAAAACCAGAAAAGCUGAGAAACCUGACGAGAAAACUGAAGAAAAAGGAGAAGGAAUGAAGACCAAGAGAACUGAGAAAAAGAAGGAGACAACCGAGGAGGAAACGGACCGAGUAAAGACUAGGGGAGGCGAGAAUAAAGAACAGAAGAAGGUGGACGAGAAGAAGACCAAAGAGACGAGGAAUGUAAAGAAAGAAGAGAAAGCUAGAGCAGAACCAACCUCAGAGAAUGAAGGAGCGAGGAAGACGAGAGAAAACGAAACGAAGCAGAAGACAACAAAAGAUCCUGCCGAAGGAGAGAAACAUGUUAGGAGCGAGGAGAGUCAGGCGACGAAGAGGAAGAGAGAGGAGGAAGAGAAGAAGGUACAGAAGAGAAGAAAACAAGACCAGUGCAUGGAAGAGGAAGAAGAAAAGAGUGGACUACAGCCAACAAGCCCGGAGGAGAAGGAGGUGAAGAAGAAAACAAAGGAUGGAGGGGAGGAGAUGGCAGAGGAGAAGGAAGAGGAGCGCCACCAACUGGCUGCCCGGAGGGAGAGUUUGCUUCAGUCUCUGAGAGGUCUGUUGAAGACCAAGGAGUCGACGAAGAACUCUCAGGGUGCAGGAGAGGGAGGAAGGCCUGUUGAGAAGAAAACCACAGCCAGGGGUCAAGAGGACAAGGACAAACGGAAAGGAGAGAAGAUGGAGAGAGGGGGAAAAAUGUCCACCAGAAAGUCAAUGGCAGAGAGGAAGAACGAGAAACGGAAGAAACAUAAAGAUACAAAGAUCUGCGACCAGAAAGAAGAGAGACCAUCCAACCAAAGGACCAGUUCAGACAAGAUGGACAGACAGAAGACAGAGAAGAUGAACGAAGGCACCAGCAAAGACAAGAUGACCACCAGAAAGUCGACAGAUGAGAGGAGCAAUGACGAUGAGAAGACAAAUGAUCAAGUCGAGAGGGUUACAGGACAGGAGUCAACGCAAAAGACGACAGUAGAGAUGAAGAAGGGUGAAAAUGAGGCGAAGAGAGGAACAAGGAAAAUCACAGAGGAGACAAUGGCUGGGAAUGAGGAAAAGAUGUCCACUCGAGGGCUGGCUGCAGAGGUGAAGAAGGACGAGCAGAGGACAGAGAAAGACGAGAGUAAAGAGAAGACCAAGAGCGAAGGAGAAGAAGAGACAAAGCAGCAGAAAGAUGAGAGGAAAAUAAUCGGGAAGAUUGUAAAAGCCAGUCAAGGAACGAAGAUCCAUAUGAAGACGAUGAUGGGAGGAUUGACAAAAACAGCUGUAGAGGAGGAUGAGAAGAGGAAGAAGAAAGAGGAGAAUGUGGACAAAAUUGAGGGGAAAUGGACUUCAGAGAAAGAAAAAAAAGGAAUCACUGAGAGGAAAAAGAAGUCUGAAGCUAAGCCCAAAAGAAGCUCGGAGACAGAGGAGAAAAAACAAAAACAGGGAGAGCAGAAGAAGAAUGAAGCUGAAGGCAAGACGUCAAGGAACCAGGAGGAGCAGAAAGCUCAGGAAGACAGGAAGGAAACGGAGGUGGUGAGACCAACACGGGAACAGAGGAAGAAACAUGAUGGCAAACCUCAGGAGAAACAAGAUGAUGGAGCAACAUCACGGCCAUCAGAAGAGGGUAAAGAGCAGAAGAAGAACGAAGCUGGAGGCAAGACGUCAAGGAACCAGGAGGAGCAGAAAGCUCAGGAAGACAGGAAGGAAACGGAGGUGGUGAGACCAACACGGGAACAGAGGAAGAAACAUGAUGGCAAACCUCAGGAGAAACAAGAUGAUGGAGCAACAUCACGGCCAUCAGAAGAGGGUAAAGAGCAGAAGAAGAACGAAGCUGGAGGCAAGAUGGCAAGGAACCAGGACGAGCAGAAAGCUCAGAAAGACAGGAAGGAAACGGAGGUGGUGAGACCAACACGGGAACAGAGGAAGAAACAUGAUGGCAAACCUCAGGAGAAACAAGAUGAUGGAGCAACAUCACGGCCAUCAGAAGAGGGUAAAGAGCAGAAGAAGAACGAAGCUGGAGGCAAGAUGGCAAGGAACCAGGACGAGCAGAAAGCUCAGAAAGACAGGAAGGAAACGGAGGUGGUAAGACCAACACGGGAACAGAGGAAGAAACAUGAUGGCAAACCUCAGGAGAAACAAGAUGAUGGAGCAACAUCACGGCCAUCAGAAGAGGGUAAAGAGCAGAAGAAGAACGAAGCUGGAGGCAAGAUAGCAAGGAACCAGGAGGAGAAGAAAGCUCAGGAAGACAGGAAGGAAACUGAGGUGGUGAGACCAACACGGGAACAGAGGAAGAAACAUGAUGGCAAACCUCAGGAGAAACAAGAUGAUGGAGCAACAUCACGGCCACCAGAAGAGGGUAAAGAGCAGAAGAAGAACGAAGCUGGAGGCAAGAUGGCAAGGAACCAGGAGGAGCAGAAAGCUCAGGAAGACAGGAAGGAAACUGAGGUGGUGAGACCAACACGGGAACAGAGGAAGAAACAUGAUGGCAAACCUCAGGAGAAACAAGAUGAUGGAGCAACAUCACGGCCAUCAGAAGAGGGUAAAGAGCAGAAGAAGAAUGAUGGAGAGACAAAGAGUGGGACCACCCGAGCUAAGACAGCAGCUGAUGGCUUACAGGUGGAAUCUGUGGCCAAAGAUGGAGGGCAGGUGGAGAAGAAGGGCGUUUCAAGAGAGAGUAAAAUAGGGACGGAGCUGGAACAGCAGAAGAGUUCUGGUCCAACCCUGACAGAUUCGACUCUGCACCGGAUCAACGGAGACCUCCGCAUCUCUCUGAAGACAGACAAGCCCGACAUCAGGAAGUGUCUGUCAGCAUUGGACCAGCUCAGUAUGCUGUUUGUAACGUCUGAACACGUCCAGAGACACAGCGAGCUUGUCGCGACGCUCAGGAAGAUGCGGUUCUAUCGGUCGAACCAGGCCAUCAUGGACAAGGCCUCCAUGCUGUACAACCGCUUCAAGAACGCCUUCCUGGUGGGGGAGGGCGAGGAGGGGGUGAGCGCUGCCUUCCUGCGGUCGCUGCUGCAGGAGAAGGAGAGGGAGGAGGCGCAGAGGGUGGAGCUUUGGAAGGAGAAGUUUCAGAAGAAGAAGAAGGAGGAGGCCAGCCGGUGCCUAGGAGAGGUGGAGAAGAUGGAAACACAAGCUCCACUGGACUCCUCCCAAGACCCGAAGCUGGCAGGACAGAACCCACUCUGAUGGUGUCAGUGUGGGCAGAACCCACUCAGCUGUGUAUUGACCCACUCGACGGCAGUGUUUAAUCAGGCGCCGGUCGUUACAGGAAAGAACACCUUCAACAUGUGACAUGAUGACACUCUUACCACAGCAGUGUUUGCUUGUUUCCUGCCUUGUUUUUAUUUUAUGUCACUCCAGAGCAUUAAUAUUAAUCUUUAACUUUUAAAAUCUCUUCAUUUGAACUUUAACGAACUCAGACAUUGAGUUACUUCCUGUGUGAAGUUCUCCUCUCAUACUUGAACUCCUCUGGUGCUUUUUGUUCCUCAGCCUGCCUGUCCUGUUCAGGGAGCAAGGGGCUGAUGGGAAGUGUAGUUAUCCUUGUUUAUUUAAAUGUGUGUGAAUAAAACGUACAGCAUUAAAUCCAGACAGGAUGUUGAGAAAGUCUGUACAGGAAAGCUUUGCUUUGGUUCUUCUUCAGAUGUUUUUACUUGUGUGUAGCUGCUAGACGUGUUUUUCAUGUUUACCUCGUAAACGUGUAUUUGUCCCAUACAGGAGACCCAAGCAUGUUUUAUAUAAUGUGUCCUCUUUGUACCAAGUGUUGAUAAUUACUAUGCUCUCAUUACUAACAUCACCAUACACAAUAAAGUCCAAAAGUGUUCAUA